CUCCUAAGACGCCACCAUCCUGAGCCUCUCUUGGCACCGCUGACCAAACGACGCCGUCGGCCUGGAUCUUACGCAGUACUCUUGGCGAGCUUCUAUACUUAUUCUCUGACUCAAUUACCUUAGCCGCUCGCUCUAUCGGGGUUAAUUUCUGUUACAUACGCGCUCAAUGCCUUCUCCACACCCGACGAAUCACUCGUUUUGUUCAUCUUUGCGGAUUAUUCUCUAGUGUCUCAUCACUCCUCUACUCAACCUUAUAACUCCCACCCUACCUUGGCUGUCGUCAGUCGAUCCCGGGUCUUCCUUGCUCGCUCCACCACCUCGUCCCCCCUUUAUCCUCUCCCCUCCCCUCCCCUCUCACUCCGUUGUGCUCGCCGCAUCCUGUGAAGUCGCUCGAUGGCUUCCAAAUUUCUCCUUCCCCUGGCCGUGGUUGCCGCCUGCUGUACCGCUUCAGUCUUGCCUCGAGCCCCCAGCCAAGAUGUGCACGGGAGCUGGGUAACUUAUCCCAUCACUCGCGCGGCGCGGCAUCGUCCCCUCACGAAGAGAGACUUUGACGUUCCGUUAUAUAACGUCACCUCCAUCAGUUACCUUAUCGAAUUGAGCAUCGGAACUCCCGGACAAUCUGUCAAAGUCGCUAUCGAUACUGGCUCGGACGAACUCUGGGUCAACCCGAACUGCUCAAGUGACGAUCUGACCUUCAGUCAACAAAGCGAGUGCCUCGCCAAUGACGAAUACAACCCUGCCAAGUCGAAAACGGCCCAAGUGACGACCGAUACGACCGAGAUCCAGUACGGGAAGGGCUUCGUGGAGCUCGAGUACGUGAAGGACAACAUUGCGCUCCCCGGGAGUACCGUCAACGUCACGGAUGCGCAGUUUGGUGUUGCUACCGACAGUUCCGAGCUGAACGAGGGCAUCCUAGGUCUAGGAUUUGGCAAGGGGUUCAAUUUGCCUUACAACAAUCUGAUCGACGACCUUUUCCUGCAAAACGUCACGCAGACUAAGGCAUUCGGCAUCGCACUGGGCAGUGUCGACGAGGACAAUGGCGGCACCCUAAUCUUCGGCGGUGUUGACACCAAGAAGUUCACGGGCCCGCUGAUCACCAACAAGAUCCUUGGCCCGCAAGACGGCGAGUCCCUGUUCCGCUACUGGAUCGAGAUGACCAGCAUUGCUCUCAGCAAGCCUGGCACGUCGAAGGUAUAUGCGAACUCGCAUAUGGCCGUCGUCAUUGAUUCUGGUUCUUCGCUCAGUUAUCUGCCCAGCUCCGUUGUUAGCGCCAUGGCCCGCGACACCGAAGGCCAGUUUGAUUCGCGGAGUGGCCUCUACGUGGUCCCGUGUAAGCAGCUCAGCCAGCGUGGCAGCUUCGACUUCGCCUUUGGGCAAGCCACCAUCAGGGUCCCUUUCAAUGAGUUUAUCUGGCAGUACGACGCGAACACCUGCAUCCUCGGCGCCGUGCCCGUCGAUUCCAGCACCGGCAUCACCGCCCUCCUCGGCGACACCUUCAUGCGCAGCGCCUUCGUCGUCUUUGACCAGUCCGAGAAGGUCAUCGGCCUAGCAGAGUAUGUCAACUGCGGUGAGAACGAGAAGGCCAUCCCGGCUGGCGGUCUCAGCGCCGGCAACUUUACUGGAGAAUGCAAUGCCAAAAACUCGCGCAACGCUGCCGGCCGGACCACAUACAGCUCCGCGGCGUUGGUUGUUGGCCUCUCGGUUGGUGCGAUGAUGAGCUUCCUGUGAGAGGUGUGCGGUCCUCGAGACCUAGAUUCACUCAUAUGUAGGAUUCACCGCUCGGCGUGGAGGUACCUGCCGAGCAUGUGUCCCAACCAGUCGUUUAUGGGAUGCCUAGAGAAGAACUUUAAUGAGCCUGGUUAGAGGUCGUGGUGCCUUGUGGAAUUUGACGACAAGCCAGCCGCAGUACUAGUGUAUACAACCAUUGGGUUUGGACAUGGCGUUUUGCAGAAGAUAUCCGGCCUCGAGACAUACUUUCGCUCUGUAGAGGUACAUAGAUGCAUGGCAUGAAAUAUGCAAUGAUUUUAUUUAUUUAUUUUAUCCAUGUUGUUCAUUGUUGUGCCUCAUAUCACCUACACUUCUAACUGCCCCUUUUCGCG
Messenger RNA from Phialemonium atrogriseum, 2099 nucleotides. Its product is annotated as acid protease. Gene Ontology annotation, biological process: proteolysis. NCBI's taxonomy places the organism in Eukaryota, Fungi, Ascomycota, Sordariomycetes, Cephalothecales, Cephalothecaceae. The transcript is spliced from 2 exons. The coding region runs from base 394 to 1728 and encodes 444 amino acids. Gene Ontology annotation, molecular function: aspartic-type endopeptidase activity. The record is from RefSeq and is a predicted model, not a curated record.